AUGACAACUUUGCCACCUGUGCAGAUAGAAUAUUCAAAGCUUGCCCGCUUAACAAGAAAGAGGACAACAUGUUCCCCAGCAGGCCUCACAAGGGCUCAAUUGAUAAAAAUUAAAGAUGAGACAGAUAAGUAUCUGGAACUGAAAUGGAAAGGGUUGACAAAAGAAGAAGCAGCUGCCUACCGGAAUUCAUACAAGAAGAACAUUUGUAUAGACAUGCUACAACAUGGCCAUCAUAAAUCUUUCUGUGAGCUCUUCGCCCUCCUCAAGAAGUGGCACGCCUUGAGGGAAGCCGGAGGGAUUCGGUCGAUCUUCUGGAUGCAGACUCCCCUGGAGGAGCUGCCUGAAAAACUGGACCAACUGUACUACUUCCUGACCAAGGCUGAGGAUGCUGAGCUCACAGAUCACUAUGAAGAAAUGUACAAUAACCUAUAUGCUUUGGCCUGUUACUUCAACAACCCAGAUGACAAGUGGUUGAGGAAUUACUUUUAUGAACGAUGCUUUAAUAUUGCUAAAAUGAUCAAGGCCGAUGGUGGGAGAAAGGAAGCGGAAGCCUACUCACACAUGGGUCUUCUCUAUGAGGAAAAUGGUCAGCUUGAAGAAGCUGCUGAGCGUUAUGAAACCUUCCAUGAAAUGACGGUGGGAAGGUUAUGGCAAGAUGCAAAAGGCCAUACUCUCAACUACAUGGCCUGUGAAAAUCUCCGGAGGAUUUACACCAUGCUAGCAGAAAGAAUGUUGAAUGACAAACAAUACAAAAAAGCCAUCAGGACUCUACUGAAAGCUUGUGAAAAAGCCAAAGAAGGGGGCGACAAAAAGAUGGAAGGAGAAGCCGCCUUUGCUUUAGGCUUAGCGUAUCAUGCAGCUGGAGAGUUCGAAUUGGCAAAAUCAGCUCUCAACAUCUUCUCAGAUAUCUCCAUAAGCCUAGAUGAUGCUGUUGGCCUAAGUAGGGCCUAUGAAGCCAUAGCAAAGGUUCUGGUAAGCCAAGGAAACAUGAUGGAAGCCCUUGCUUUCUUGGAAAAAGUUGUGGAAAUUGCAAAAAAUACUUACCAAAGAAGAAGAGUGGUAGAAGCCUGUACAUUGCUUGGGGACAUUUACAAUGCAAAAGGAUUUUAUACAGAAGCCUGUGAGUUCUUUAAGCAAGCUUUUGAUACAACCACUGAGUUUAUGGAUAUCCCGUUGGUGGAUGAGACCAAAGUCCACUAUGGAAUUGCCAAGGCUCACCAGAUGAUGAUAACAGUUAACAGUUACAUAGAAUCUGCUGACUUCAACAGCCUCAGUCACCUUCUGAACUGGAAGGAGAACCGAAGUAACAUUGUCCCAGAAUCCACUCUUGCCACUGCUGCUGACUCCGUCACCCCCAAAGCCUGCUGCUGGUUUGCACUAGCCAUGACCUGCUACUGGCUUCCAGUGGGGGAGCUGGGACCUCACUGCUGGCUUGCGCUGAGGCUCAUGGUCUCACUGCUGGCUUUUACCUGGGCUCGGGGCCUCAGUGCUGGCUUCUACCAGGGCUCAGGGCCUUGA
This is a messenger RNA of Trichosurus vulpecula (common brushtail), 1518 nucleotides long. It is a transcript of the gene TTC29, whose product is annotated as tetratricopeptide repeat domain 29. The record is from RefSeq and is a predicted model, not a curated record. The transcript has 10 exons. NCBI's taxonomy places the organism in Eukaryota, Metazoa, Chordata, Mammalia, Diprotodontia, Phalangeridae. Gene Ontology annotation, molecular function: protein binding. Bases 1 to 1518 code for a protein of 505 amino acids.